AAUCGUUUCAUAUCCUUUAGCAAAGAUGUUCUUAUUCCUCUUCUUGUUAAUUUUAUUAGGUGAUGUAUCUUGAAGAAGAUGAUCUUGAUGGUUUAGAAGUGACCUCUGAUGGGAAGGAGGAAGAUUAUCUUGAUGAUUUAGAAGUGACCUCUGAUGAGAAGGAGGAAGCAGAUGACGCCGAGCCAACUGUUGUUAAAGCAGCUCGAAAGAGAAAGCCGAGGACGGUUACAAAGCCUUACAGAAAAAGGGCUCGCCAUCACUCAGGGCCAAGACCUUUGAUGGAAGGCGAAGGGGAAUCUCUCAAGGUGCUGGGUUUUGACAAAGAUGAAAGGAAAAGAUUUUCGUAUACGUUUAUGAGGUACGGACUUGACAACAAUGAUUGGAAGAAGUUUGUUCCUCACUUCAAGCUCAAGCCCUUUGACGAGAUAAAAGCUUAUGGCAUACUCUUUCUCAAGCAUAUGUCCGAAGAUAUUGGAGAUAGUUCUCAAACGUUUUCUGAUGGAGUCCCUAUAGAAAAUGACAAACCUGACGAUGUACGUGUCAGGAUUGCUCUUCUUUUGCUAUUUAAGGAGAAGUGUAAGUAUUUAGAAGACAAUCCUACAAAAGAUGUUUCCCCUGCCCACAUCUACCGAUCGUUCCAGUCAAAACGAACAUUUUGGCAGAAAAUCGAAUAUGACAAGAUACUGGUCCGUGGUGUUUUCAAGCAUGGGCAUGGAUCAUGGCUGAAAAUCAUUGAUGAUGAAGAAUUCAGGCCGGUCGAAGAGGCUCUCUGCAGACGUUGGGGCUACCCUUUCCCUUACAAAAGUUUGUCUGGUGGUGAACAAACAGACAGUAGUCUGAAUAACGAAACUGGUAUGGCGGAGAAUAAUAAUGCUGCUGUUGACAAAGGUCUAAUAAAAAUUAUUAGGGGAAAAUUAAGCGACAAAGUGAGAAGACGGGUUACGGUUCUGGAAGCCGCGCUGAUGCAAGAGUACGCAGAAUAUAUAGAGAAGGAACAAGCAAAAGCAAAAAAGGUGAUGGAUACAGCGGGAACAAGCUUUGUAGAUGCGGACAAAGAAAUGCUUGAUGGACUGCCUAAGAAUGAUCCCAUCGUAUCAGAAGAAAUUUCUGCAGCUGCCGUUAACAACAAGCAAGCUAGGGUUGAAGUGGCUCAACCAUACAAUCAGAGAGUUAAUGAGAACUCAAGGGAGUCAUUCCAGACAUAUUUCAAUGGUCAACCGCUGACUCGAAUGCUGAAGGGGAGUCAUUCCAGAAGCGCCGGGACAGAUCAUGAUGUUGAGAUGGAUGCAGCGGAUAACGUUAUUGUGUUGGAUUGAUUCAUACAUCAAGCAUCAUUGUUACUUCUUUCAUUACUGUUUGGGAGUUGGCUGGAUAUUAAUUACUUUUCUCAAUUUAGUAGAGAUGUGCUAAAUUAAGUUACCGUUUGCUGAAUUUGUUUGCAUACAUUUAUCUUGGAACAAUCUAGUAUGAUUUAUCA
This is a messenger RNA of Arabidopsis lyrata subsp. lyrata, 1477 nucleotides long. RefSeq names its product CHD3-type chromatin-remodeling factor CHR7-like. Bases 63 to 1316 code for a protein of 417 amino acids. The record is from RefSeq and is a predicted model, not a curated record. The transcript has 10 exons. Gene Ontology annotation, biological process: negative regulation of transcription by RNA polymerase II; chromatin remodeling. Gene Ontology annotation, cellular component: chromatin; nucleus. Lineage: Eukaryota; Viridiplantae; Streptophyta; Magnoliopsida; Brassicales; Brassicaceae. Gene Ontology annotation, molecular function: ATP-dependent chromatin remodeler activity; ATP hydrolysis activity; DNA binding.